AUGGGAGCUCGAGGCGAUUUGGGUAUUGAGGUUGAGACAGAGGAGGUUUUCGGAGAGGAAUGGGAGGAGGGGAGGGGGGAGGAGGCGGAACAGGAGGCGGAGGAGGAGGAGAGCUGGGCGGCUUCCGCCACUCUUCAGGCGGAGCUGCGCGCGGUAGUGGGCGCGGACGGCCCUUGCGCCAUUGCGCGCCAAGAUUCUUUCCGCCGACAGCAGCAGCAGCGGUCGCGCUCCCCCGUGUCCCCUGCGCCCACCCCGCGCGGCGCAACUUUCGCGUGCGCGGCGCAGACGCCGCGCUCCGCGCAGGAGGCGCGCAUGCAGCUGCUGCAGGCGCAGCUGGAGCUGCUGGAAACGAGCAAGGCGGUCUCCGCGCUGAAAUGCGCGCGCCACGUCGUUCAGAUGCCCGGACACUCCGCGCGCUACAGCAGCUGCGCCGGGACCACUGGAGGCGGAAACGGCGAGAACAGCGGCACUGGCAGUGCGACUGGCAGCGGCAGUGGCAGGAGCAGUAACGCUAGCAGUCCGCGGUUCGGCGGAGUGAGCGGGAGCGCGCAAGCGGAUAGCCCCCGGUCGGAGGGGAGCUUCAGCUUUGGGGAGAUGAUGAGUCCGCGCGCGCACGACGCGCAGCUCGCGGGGGAGCUGGAGUUGGAACAGCAGCAGCAGCAGCAGCAGCAACACCGUCACCACCACCACCGCCAACAGCAACAACAGGAGGGGGAGAGGGAGGAGGAAGAAGAGGGAAGGCAAGGUGACUACGAGCGAGAUGGCGCGGAGGAAGGCGAAAUGGACGGCGAGGGGGAAGAAGUGUCCACCUGGGAAGUGCAGGGCCGAGCACCCUUGCUCUCAAUACCUGUGUGCAAGUCUGAAGGAGGGGGUUACGCAGCGCGAUGGUGGGAUGGGGACGGGGAUGCUGUUGGGGAUUGGGGUGGUGGUGAGGGUAUGGAGAGGAGGGCCAGAGUGGAGGGAGCCUGGGCGAAGCAGGAUGGAGGGAAGGCAAGGAGUGGUGGCCUGGGCCGUCCCGGGAGGCUUGCUCGCUUGCUUCACGCCACGGCCACCACCACCAGCAGCAGCAGCGGAGGCGGCGGCGGCGGCAGCAGUGCGGGCGCCUGGUUGCGGGAGUCGUUGCGCAGGAGUGCGUCGUCGUUCCUUGGUUUCAAGGUUCACUAG
Closterium sp. Naga37s-1 is the source of this 1164-nucleotide messenger RNA. The record is from the annotation of a GenBank genome assembly. Lineage: Eukaryota; Viridiplantae; Streptophyta; Zygnematophyceae; Desmidiales; Closteriaceae.